This is a messenger RNA of Gamsiella multidivaricata, 1194 nucleotides long. RefSeq lists its product as uncharacterized. Lineage: Eukaryota; Fungi; Mortierellomycota; Mortierellomycetes; Mortierellales; Mortierellaceae. The transcript is spliced from 4 exons. The record is from RefSeq and is a predicted model, not a curated record. Gene Ontology annotation, cellular component: membrane. Gene Ontology annotation, molecular function: calcium:proton antiporter activity. Gene Ontology annotation, biological process: intracellular calcium ion homeostasis; calcium ion transmembrane transport. Bases 1 to 1194 code for a protein of 397 amino acids.
AUGACAUUGUCGGCGGCUGAAGAAGGUGGAGCAGAGGCCCACGGUCCAGAACUGAGCAAGGCGGCAUACUGGGUGAUUUUUGUGCUGAACUUGUUGGUGAUGAUGCACCUGGGCAAGGCAGCCGGCAGGGCACUGGAGGAACUGGUCCCCAAAUUUGGGAUGCGGGUCGUCAGUGUGUUUGAUGCCUUGACCAGCAGCACAGUCGAGCUCGCUGUUGCUAGCUUUGCCCUCCGCAAGGGGCUUGUCGUCGUUGUCCAGGCGGCCAUGUUGGGCGCAAUCUUGAACAAUUUGCUCCUGAUGAUGGGAAUUGCCAUCUUCGUGGGAGGUAUAUACAACCACCAGCAGAAGCUGAAAAAGGAAACAACCCAGACCAGCGUCAACAUCCUGAUGAUCACUUGUAUUGCUUAUGUGGUCCCCAUCGGCCUCGAAUCGACCCUACUUCAAGUCUACAAGAAUAUCUCGCCAGCUGGUGCCGAUCAGACCGCGAUCCGCCUUAUAGUCGAGGCUGAUAUUCUGAAGCUCUCCAAAAUCAUGUCGGUCAUCCUCCUGAUUGUGUAUCUGUCCUGUCUGUUCUUCCAGUUCCACCACGAAACGUUUAUGAUCACGCCCGAAGCCAAGCAUGAGGGCUCCCAUACACUCGAGCGCCGCUACGCUCAUUUCUGGUUCGCAGGCCUGGCUUAUGUAGCCUCAAUGGCAGCUCAAAUCUACUCGGCUAACUUGCUUGUUCACGCAGUCGAAGGACUCGGACGACUGCACCACCUCAACGACUCCUUCGUGGGAUUUGUCCUGCUUCCGAUUGUGCUGAUCGCAGACUUGCAGGAAGAGGUCAUCGCAAUUCGAGAGUCAAAGGCAAAUCGACUGGAUAGGUCCGUAGCCCUCAUGGUCGGCUCCUGCAUGCAGAUCGCACUACUAGUCACGCCCAUAUUGGUAAUCCUGGGCUGGGUCAUGGACGUGCCUAUGACGUUCAAGUUCACUAUCCUUGAGGUCGUUAUCUUGGCAACCUCAGUCUUGCUGAUCAACUAUUUGAUUCAGGAUCAUGAAACCAAUUGGUUGGAGGGCGUCAUGUUGCUGGCGGUCUUCAUCAUGUGUGCUAUCGCGUUCUUCUACGACGAUUCGCACGUUGAACUCAUCUCCGGCGAGGGAACCACCAUCAGUGGGGAUGGUGUCGGUGGAGCGCCAGCAGCACUACACUAA